Lycium ferocissimum is the source of this 1087-nucleotide messenger RNA. RefSeq names its product proteasome subunit alpha type-2-B. The transcript has 12 exons. The record is from RefSeq and is a predicted model, not a curated record. Gene Ontology annotation, biological process: ubiquitin-dependent protein catabolic process. Gene Ontology annotation, cellular component: proteasome core complex, alpha-subunit complex; proteasome core complex. NCBI's taxonomy places the organism in Eukaryota, Viridiplantae, Streptophyta, Magnoliopsida, Solanales, Solanaceae. Bases 45 to 752 code for a protein of 235 amino acids.
CAAUCUUUCAAUUGGAUUAAACUGAAAACUAGUCCUUUAACACAAUGGGUGAUAGUCAGUACUCUUUUUCGCUUACCACUUUCAGCCCAUCUGGAAAGCUGGUUCAGAUUGAGCAUGCUUUGACUGCUGUUGGAUCUGGUCAAACAUCGUUGGGUAUUAAAGCUGCUAAUGGUGUUGUAAUUGCUACUGAGAAGAAAUUACCAUCCAUCUUAGUUGAUGAAGCGUCUGUGCAGAAAAUUCAAAUUUUGACACCAAAUAUUGGAGUUGUCUACAGUGGCAUGGGCCCUGAUUCUCGAGUUUUGGUUCGGAAAAGUAGAAAGUCGGCUGAGCAAUAUCACCGACUCUAUAAAGAACCAAUCCCUGUCACACAGCUGGUGAGGGAAACUGCAGCUGUCAUGCAGGAAUUCACCCAAUCAGGUGGUGUAAGACCUUUUGGUGUUUCACUCUUGGUUGCGGGAUUUGAUGACAAGGGUCCACAACUAUAUCAGGUGGAUCCAUCUGGUUCGUACUUCUCUUGGAAGGCUUCGGCUAUGGGGAAGAAUGUCUCUAAUGCAAAGACAUUUCUCGAGAAGAGGUACACGGAGGAAAUGGAGCUCGAUGACGCUGUCCACACUGCUAUACUGACAUUGAAAGAGGGAUUCGAGGGACAGAUCUCCAGCAAAAAUAUUGAGAUUGGCAUUAUUGGAACAGACAGAGUAUUCAGAGUUCUCACGCCAACUGAAAUAGAUGAUUACCUACAAGAAGUGGAAUAGAUUUUCUUUCUGCCCAAAGGAAUUGGAAGUAGUAGUUGGGUAGGAAGCGCGGAUGGGGGAAUAGCACUACUAUUGGAGCUUCUUGUUGGCUUUGUUAUAAUUUGACUUUAAUCAAACCAAACUUGGUUGUAUAUUUGGCCAUGUUAUGGUUAUUUAUUGCCUGAUUGAUACUCUGAAAAGUUUAAUAUGUGGGCUUUCUCAGUUUCUUGAAUUUACAGAUUGUUCAAGUGUUAAAGGAAACAUAUGAUACAUUGCGUGGGCAACCCUCUUAAUGUCCGAACUAUGUCUUUGAAACAGAAGGCAUAUAUAAUUAUUGGAACUGCAUUUUCAUUUUU